AUGAAAAAUCACGAAUGCUUAGAGUGUGGCAAGUCUUUUGGAAAGAAGUGGAUUCUGACGAGGCACAUAGAUGGAGUUCAUUUGAAAAUCAAAGCUUACAUGUGUGAAGAGUGUGAGAAAUCUUUCUUUGAUAAAAAAAGUUUGAACGAGCACACAGCCGCAGUCCAUGUAAAAAUCAAAGAUCAAAAAUGCAAAGAGUGUGGCAAAUCUUUUGGAAAAAAGGAAAAUCUGAUGAGGCACAUAGAUGCAGUUCAUUUGAAAAUCAAAGAGCACACAUGUGAGGAGUGUGGAAAAUCUUUUGGUACCAAAGUUGUUUUCAAAAGACACAUAGCAACAGUUCAUAAAGAAAUGAAAGAUCAUAAAUGUGAGGAGUGUGGCAUGUUUUUCGGGCUCAAUUCUAAUCUAAUGAGGCACAUAGAUGUAGUGCACUUGAAACUCAGAGCUCACGAGUGUAAAGAAUGUGGCAAGUCUUUUGGACAAAAAUAUCAUUUGAUGAAGCACAUUGAUGUAGUUCAUUUAAAACUCAAAGAACACAAGUGCGAAGAGUGUGGAAAGUCUUUUGGACAUAAGAGUAAUUUAAUGAAGCACAUAGAUACGAUUCAUUUAAAUAUCAACAAUCACAAGUAUGAAGAGUGUGUUAGGUUUUUUGCUCGAAACAAUUAUUUAACGAAACACGUGGAUGCAGUUAAUUUAAAAUUCGAAUAG
Trichogramma pretiosum is the source of this 705-nucleotide messenger RNA. RefSeq names its product zinc finger protein 732-like. Lineage: Eukaryota; Metazoa; Arthropoda; Insecta; Hymenoptera; Trichogrammatidae. The transcript has a single exon. Bases 1 to 705 code for a protein of 234 amino acids. The record is from RefSeq and is a predicted model, not a curated record.